This is a messenger RNA of Arabis nemorensis, 981 nucleotides long. The record is from the annotation of a GenBank genome assembly. Lineage: Eukaryota; Viridiplantae; Streptophyta; Magnoliopsida; Brassicales; Brassicaceae.
AUGUCAUCGAGUCUGCCAGUAACGCGGACUGAUGGUGCACCAAAUGGAGCAUUUAGGACUUUUGGGCUCUACUGGUGCUAUUAUUGUCAUCGUACGGUCAGGAUUGCAUCCUCUAACCCAUCAGAGAUCGCAUGCCCUCGAUGCUUGAGGCAAUUUGUUGUCGAGAUUGAGAUGAGAAGGCCUCGAAUUGCCUUCUAUCACGUCACGCCGCCUUUUGAUACUUCUCCUGAGGCUCGUCUCCUCGAAGCUCUAUCGCUCAUGUUUGAUCCUCCAAUCAGAGGUGGGUUUGGUGCUGAUCCAUUUCUCAGGGCAAGAUCCAGAAACAUGGAACCCCAACCAAGACCUCGGCCGCUUCAUCGACGACGGCACAGCCUUGAUAAUGAUAACAAUGGCGGUUUACCUCCACCAAGAAGAACAUAUGUAAUGUUCCGGCCCACUGAUCUGACUACUCCACUUGGAAACAUGAUCCAGCCGCCAAAUCUAACAGCACCACCCCGGCGUGUGAACCCACACGAUUUCUUUACUGGAGCAUCAGGCUUGGAGGAGCUGAUCGAACAGCUAACACAAGAUGAUAGGCCUGGACCCCCACCUGCAACAGAACCCACCAUUGAUGCGCUGCCAACCGUGAAGAUUACUCAACAACAUCUAGCCAACGACAUGUCCCAGUGCACAGUGUGCAUGGAGGAUUUCAUUGUUGGCGGGGAAGCUAAGGAGCUACCAUGUAAACAUAUCUACCAUAACGAUUGUAUAAUCCCCUGGCUCAGGCUUCACAACUCCUGCCCUAUCUGCCGCCGUGACCUGCCACCUGUCGACACCAUUUCUGAUUCUCAGGAAAGGGGGGAUUCCGUCAGAGAAGAAGUAGCUGAAAGAAGGCGCCCGAGGUGGAUGCAGCUCGGGAACAUGUGGCCUUUUAGGGCAAGGUACCAAAGGGUUAGUCCAGAAGAAACAGCACAGCGGAAUCCUCGAGGUAACCGGAGCUAA